This is a messenger RNA of Pogona vitticeps (central bearded dragon), 3460 nucleotides long. NCBI's taxonomy places the organism in Eukaryota, Metazoa, Chordata, Lepidosauria, Squamata, Agamidae. The record is from RefSeq and is a predicted model, not a curated record.
AUGUAUGAAAUGGGUUCAGAAGACUGUGCCACGAAUCUUGCAAUGAAGAUGGCUGUUGCAGAAAAUGCAUCAUCCACCAGUAGGGCAAAACUGAUGGAUGAAAGAAAGCUGCGGGCCCGGGACCCGGCCAGCCGGGGCGACAGGUACAUGCUGGUCACCUUCGACGAGGCGCCUUAUUGCAUCAAGGCUGGAUGGAAGGAAAAUCACGCCACCUUCAUGAACGAGUUGAAAAAUUUGCAAGCCUCAGGAUUGACGACCCUCGGACAAGCUCUUCGGUCAUCAUUCGACCUACUGAACCUUAACCGAUUAGUGUCUGGAAUAGACAACUAUGGACAGGGAAGGAAUCCUUUCUUUUUAGAGCCAUCUAUUUUAAUUACCAUCACGGAUGGAAACAAACUGACAAAUACUUCUGGUGUCCAAGAGGAGCUUCAUCUCCCUUUGAAUUCCCCCCUGCCCGGGAGUGAGCUCACCAAAGAACCGUUUCGCUGGGAUCAGAGGCUGUUUGCGCUUGUCCUGCGAUUGCCCGGAGCGCCCUCGGUGGAGCCAGAACAGCUAGGCAGUGUUCCUACCGAUGACUCUGCUAUCACACAGAUGUGUGAAGUCACAGGAGGACGCUCUUACUGUGUUCGGACACAAAGAAUGUUGAAUCAGUGUUUAGAAUCACUAGCUCAGAAAGUUCAGAGCGGCGUUGUCAUUAAUUUUGAGAAAUCAGGACCAGAUCCGCCCCACAUUGGGGAAGAUGGACUUCCGGAUACCACCAGGCCCGUCAACUCUUUCGGUUCUCAGCCGUGGCACAGCUGCCAUAAACUAAUCUACGUGCGGCCUAACCCUAAAACGGGGGUCCCUGUUGGUCAUUGGCCAAUUCCAGAAUCCUUUUGGCCAGAUCAGAAUUCUCCAACACUGCCUCCCCGCACAGCCCAUCCAGUGGUGAGGUUCUCCUGCGUGGAUUGUGAGCCCAUGGUGAUUGAUAAACUUCCCUUUGACAAGUAUGAACUUGAGCCAUCGCCCUUAACACAGUACAUCUUGGAACGGAAGUCGCCUCAUACGUGCUGGCAGGUCUUUGUGAGCAGCAGCGGAAAGUACAGCGAGCUGGGCCACCCCUUUGGCUACUUAAAGGCCAGCACCACCCUCACGUGCGUCAACCUCUUUGUGAUGCCUUACAACUACCCUGUGUUGCUUCCUUUGCUAGAUGACUUUUUCAAGGUUCACAAGCUUAAGCCUAAUCUGAAGUGGCGGCAAGCAUUAGACAACUACUUAAAAACCAUGCCUCCAUACUAUUUACUGCCAUUAAAGAAAGCCCUAAGGAUGAUGGGAGCUCCAAAUCUGAUUUCAGAUAAUUUAGAUUGUGGACUUAGUUACAGUGUUAUCUCUCACCUUAAAAAACUCAGUCAACAGACGAAGAUCGAGUCGGAACGGAUCAUAGGGUCGGUGGGUAAGAAAGCACCGCAAGAAACGGGUAUUAAAGUGAAAAACCACUCCAGUGGCCUGUCCUUGAUCCAGAGCAGGGAUUUCAAACAGCUCCUCCAAGGCAUCUCGGGGGAAUCUCCGCUGAGGCUGCCAGAAAUGAAUGUGAAGGAAUUUCCUGGGUUCCACAUAGGACUCUUGAACAAGGACCUGAAGCCACAGGUGUACCGAAAUGCAUACGAUAUUCCUCGCCACAGCCUCCUGGACCAGCUAACCCGGAUGAGGACCAAUUUGCUGAAAACACACAAAGUUAUUCUAGGCCAGGACGAAGAUUGUCUUCACAGCGUUCCGGUGGCUCAGAUGGGGAACUACCAGGAAUAUCUAAAGAUGAUGCCUUCUCCACUCCGGGAAAUUGAUCCAGACCAACCCAAAAGGCUCCAUACCUUUGGUAACCCUUUCAAGCAGGACAAGAAGGGAAUGAUGAUAGACGAAGCGGAUGAGUUUGUCUCGGGUCCUCAGAACAAAAUCAAGCGUCCGGGAGAACCCAACACCCCUGCCUCCCUGAAAAGAAGACGGAGCAUGUCCCCCCUGCUCAGACGGCCCCAAUCCCCGCCGGUGAUAGCCAAUCACGUCGGUGGGAAGGGGCCCCCGCCCCCUGCCGGCUCCCCGUCCAACCCCAGUCUCAAAACCGCACCAGCAGCUUACAGAGAUACAAAUAGCAAUAUGGUCCAGGAAGGCAACAGCGAAAAGAAGGGUGACAACCUCCAGUCCUUGGACAGGCAGAGCGAUGGGCCACUCGGGGGGCAUCCGGUCCCCAUGUCCCCAGCAGCCGGGAUGGACAGCGACUUGCCUGAUGACAUGGACGCUUUGUCCAGCGACGAACUGAAUUGCGUCGGGGAAGAUGGACUGGACCACAGGCCUGUCGCCAAUUCCCUCAUUCGGGGACCCGUAAACUAUAGCAUCUCCGAAGACCAGAAGCAGCUAAUGGCUGAGCCGGGAUCUGGAGCCGUGCCGGAUGCCGUGAAAAUUACGCCCAGCAUGUUUGAAGGGAACAACGAAGUCAUCAAAAUCAAAGUUAUGAAGGAAGUCCGCAAGCCUGGGAGAAAUUAUGAAAAAAUAUUCUCUCUCCUCGAAGAAGUGCAAGGCCCUGCGGAAGUUCAAAAAUAUUUCAUUGAAUUUGCUAUCAAAGAGGCGGCAAGGUUUAAAAAACGGGUCUUAAUUCAGCACUUAGAGAGAAUACUAGAGGAAAUAGAGUUCAGAAGCCUCCCCAACAGAGUUAAUCAUGUCAACAGUAGAUAAUAGUGUCCCAGCACGACAGUCGCAUGACGGGCCAGGGAGAACGUGUUGGCGGUGUCGCAGAGGAGCGGAAGAGGAUGUGGCAGCCGUGACCUCGGCCACCCUGGCAGCCAGGCCGCUUUUCCGCGGGCGUCUACAAAGAAGGGCGGCGUUUUUACGUUUGCGAGAGGCCUCUUUCGCCGCAAACGAGGGGGGGGCCUGUGACCCUGAUGGAUUUGCCGCAGACGGCGUGGCUUCCUCCCUCCCACCCACCCACGACGGAGGGCCUGAUCUGCUCAGUGGGCUGAAGACAGACCUACCCAGGGCUGCCCUCUCCUGCAGACAUUAUGAAAGCGCACCCUGAAGCUUUCCAGGUCCAAGACUUCAGUUCCUCUUUCAUCUUGUGAGGAGGACGGAGACUCUUCACGUGGACUUGGCUUUGGAAGCGCUUAAAGGAAACUUUGGGUUAAUUUUUUUAAAAAAAAAAAUUAAAAUAACCACAGACACAGAACCCACACACAGAGAGACAAAAAACCCCACACCCCACAUUCUUCCCCUCUCAAUCUAUAUGUAUAUCUAUAUAUUUUACUUUUUAAAUAUUCAUAUGAGAAGAGAUUAUUUUGGACCGUGUUGUUUACCAGAUCCUUAAUUUGAUAUAUCCGAUGGCGUGUGGGCGGGUGCGUGGAUGCGGAUGUACCCCUCCCACACCCUUAUAUAUAAGAAGAUUUUUGGAGUACUUGUAUAUAAGAAUAAAAAAAACAUUUUAUGAUUUUUCUAACCA